Molecule: messenger RNA, 690 nt
Organism: Anarrhichthys ocellatus (wolf-eel)
Lineage: Eukaryota; Metazoa; Chordata; Actinopteri; Perciformes; Anarhichadidae
Product: T-cell-specific guanine nucleotide triphosphate-binding protein 1-like
Exons: 1
Cellular component (GO): membrane
Molecular function (GO): GTP binding
Source: RefSeq, a predicted model, not a curated record
GCUAUGGCUAAUAGAUUUGAAGAAGAAAUUAAAAAAGUUCUGCAAACCAGUGGACCUGCCGAGAUCCAGAUUUAUUUGGAUCAGCAGAAUGAUAUUCCAGUAAAUAUUGGCAUCACAGGAGAGUCCGGCUCUGGUAAAUCCACCUUUGUUAAUGCCUUUAGAGGCUUAGCUGACGGGGAUGAGGGAGCUACCCCCACUGGUAUUGUAGAAAUCACCUCAAAGGUUACACCAUACCCCCAUCCAAACCAUUAGAAUGUUAUAUUAUGGGAUCUUCCUGGUAUUGGCACCACCAAGUUUCCAGCUGACAAGUACCUGGAGCUUGUUGAAUUCAAAAGGUUUGACUCCUUCAUCAUCAUCUCAGACACUCGCUUCAGAGAAAAUGAUGCGAAGUUCGCUAAAGAGAUUUAAAGAAUGGGGAAAAAGUUCUACUUUGUUCGCUCAAAGAUUGACCAUAACGUACGUGACGAAGAAAGACGUCAGGGGUCAGCGUUCAAUAAAGAAAGGACUCUUAACAAAAUCAGGGGAAACUGCAUUCAAGGUAAGUCUGAGGUUAAAGCGGAAGAUCACAAAUGCCUAAAACUUUAAGGCAUAUGCAAGACAAGCAGACACUGCCUAAUUUAAAGGGCAGAGAAGAACUAAGGAGAGCUAACAGGUUGUAAAUUGAGUCGUGUGGUACUGUCAGAGCCACUA